Messenger RNA from Trypanosoma rangeli, 1365 nucleotides. Its product is annotated as fatty acid transporter protein. The transcript has a single exon. The coding region runs from base 1 to 1365 and encodes 454 amino acids. NCBI's taxonomy places the organism in Eukaryota, Euglenozoa, Kinetoplastea, Trypanosomatida, Trypanosomatidae. The record is from RefSeq and is a predicted model, not a curated record.
AUGCAUAACUAUUCGCAUCGCGGUGCCGAGGAUCCCGAGACGGAAGAAAUGUUGACCGUCAGCAUGGAGGGAAAACGGAAUUGGCUGCGCAUGUCACAGUACGCAUACAUAACCACGAAAGAGUACGUCAAACUGGGAUGCUCUUUAGCCGCCGUGCAAGUGCGAUCCUCGCUGCGGGGGGCACAGUUGUUUUGGCAAGAUGCCUGGCAAUCACUUCUACCGCACAGCCUCGUUUCAAAGAACAGCAAGUGUCUUUGCCUGGACGACGGUCUCGACGACGUUAUCGAGUAUAGUCUCACAUCCCUCCUUUGUGAGAUUGCCGCAACGGCGGAGAUUACACAUGGGCAGUCCGUAAGCAUGACACUGCUGAGGGCAUUUAGGAGGCAGUCGUGUUUUGUCGCCUGCGCCCCGCGGGAGCACCAGGUGGCGUUUGAGAUGGUGGCAACCGAUUCGGCCAUUCCAGCAAUGCAGCUCCGCGGUGCUCCAUUGAAUGUGACGUAUGAGGAGGCGACGCGUUUAACAAGUUUGUUAAGUGAGGCUCUGGCGUGUGAGUGGUACUGGCUAACGCACCCCCCCGUGGCUGCUGCUGCACCCGCUCGGACACCGGAUAGCGGAAACUUGUUAACGGAAUCCCAUGUUCUCGCCCUGAUGCUUGAUAACUGCCCCGAGUUUAAUCUUAUCUGGAUGGCUGUGUCCGAGGCAAGUGUUUGGCUGACGUUCUUGGAUGCCCUUUACGGCACAGGGAGGCCGCAAGCAAAGGAGGAAGUGGAAGCGGAGAAAAAUAGUGGAGCUAAGAGGGCUGCAGUAUAUCAUCACUGCAGCACGGCUCUUCUUAACACUAAUCUCGCAAACCAUAGUAUGUUGUUACACAGCCUAAGGUGUUCCGCGGCGGAGAUUUUGGUGAUGGAGGAGAGGUACGUCCCGUUUCUUUUUGCCGACGAGGACGACCUGUCUGGGGAGGGCGAGCAUCGGGAAAGAAAGAGGAGGCCUGUGCAGCUUCCACCGUGCGUCCGAAGGGUGUUUCUCUGGCGAGCGGCGCCAUUGAAUGCCCCGAAAAGCAGCGAAGGGAGUAGAGCUGUGGAUGCUCGACGAGCUGCGAACGCUUCAAUGAGGCGUGGCACUGCAGUAAUCACAGCAAUCCCACGGGCAUCGACCUCUUCGAUCUUGUGCGUGCCAACUACGAUCUACAGUCACAGCCGUCCGCCUUCACUAUCCUCAAGGCACGUAUUCUUUGCGCUCCGCCGGCAGCUCACAAAGCGGCAGCCGCAACGGGGUGGCAGAGGCAGCGGCAGCAGCAGCAGCAGCUACGCGGUGCCUGCAUACGGAAUACAACACGAGAAGCCCUGCUGCGGUUUCUUCCGGUGA